Messenger RNA from Scutellospora calospora, 481 nucleotides. Lineage: Eukaryota; Fungi; Glomeromycota; Glomeromycetes; Diversisporales; Gigasporaceae. The record is from the annotation of a GenBank genome assembly.
AGAUUUAGAUCAAGGACAAGCAAAAGAAUUAGGAUUAGCAUUGGCUAAUAUUGAACCAAAGUAUAUCUGGAAUGAACAUUUAACAUAUAUUUUUAAAAAUAUAAAACAAUUAAUAAUAGAAAUUUCUACAGCUACAACAAAAUUACAAAUUGAAGAAAUAUUUGAAACUCUAAAAAAAUUUAAUAAUGAAAAUCUUGAAGCAGAAAGUAGUCAUGCACAAGUAAAUCAAUAUGGAACAAAUUUAUAUCUUCAAGUAGCAAUUCAAAAAAAGCGUAAAUAUCCCACUACAGAAAAAAAACAACAAACAACUAGGCCUACUAUUAAAAAAAAUAAAUCACAAAAAAAUUCUAAAACAGACUUGGAUGAAACAGAAAGAAACUUAGCAAUUCGAGAAAAACAACUUGAAUUAGAAGAGCAUGAAGCAGAAUUGGAAUUAAAAAGGUUGAAUAUUAAAAAAAUGAAAAAAGACCUUAAUCUUUAA